GCUCCACUGAAAAUAAUGAGACAUAUAGGAUUGUAUUGUCAACCACUAACCCAAGGUUGAUGAAGCUGGGGGCCUUCAGAUGCUGCUGGAUUACAACAUCCAACAUUCCUGGCCAUUGGCCAUGUUUGACUGAGGCUGGCAAGAGUCCAACAACAUUUGGAGGGCCACAGCUUUCACACCCCUGCUUGAACCAUUCUUUUUAACCAUAUAUUUUUCCAGGAGACUGAAAUAAUUCAUUCAUACUGUAAACAAGGCUCCUCAUCCCACAUCUCCAUUGCAACCCUACAGAAUCUGUUAAUAUGGCACAACCUUCUGCUAAGAAGGAUGGCGAUCACCUAUUGUUAAGGUUUUGAAAAGCAAGAGUGCAACAAGUAUGUGUAUGUGUGUGUGAAGAAGAGUAAAGGUACGACUAAUAUUUAUUAUGUUUUUUAUUAAGAUCAAAAUUUGGAGAAUCAGUCAACAUGCUGAAGGAGAGCCAGAUCUACCUAUGUAUCUUCUUUUUGCUUGCAUUUGGGAUAUUGUAUGAGUUCUCCCUAGAACCUGGUUGCUUCUUUUCCUGCAAACCUGUUGCUAAACAACUUGUGAUGCCCCAAGAUGUCCUCUCUAAGGGGAGAAGUAUCAUCUUUCUGGAAACAACUGACCAUCUACAGCCUCCACCACUGGUUUUAUGCUCUGUCGAAUCUGCUGCUAGAAUCUAUUCGGACAGAGCCAUCUUUUUCUUUAUGCAAGGGCUGAACAAUAGCACAAUGACAGAUUUCAAGUUGACUUCCCCUUCGCUGUCUUUCUUAUCGGCUAUGAAGAAUGUUUUCCUUUUUCCCCUGGAGAUGGACAUUUUGUUCCAAGACACACCUCUGUUCCGGUGGUACCAUCAGGUGAGAGAGAAAGAGGUAUUGUUUUCUGGUGGGAUGCAUUAAUUGCAAAGUUAGUUGUAAAAUAUUUUUGGUGACAAAUAUCAAUCCCCCUUUUAAAAAUGCAAACUGUUUACUGGUGACUUUAUCAGUGCAAAGGAAAAGAAAUUGUUAACUGCCUUUUCCUACCAAGACACUGAAAUGUCAUUGUAUGCUUAAAUUUAGUAAUGUUUGGUGAAGAUACAACUUCAAAGCAUGUUUUAUUAUAUCCUUUGGUUCAUUUUACCGAAUACAGCACAGUAUUAGUAAUCACCAUGCAUGGCAAUCAGCCCAGGUAGUGAGGAGAAUUCGGGAGAAAGAGUCAAUAUGAUGAAAAAGAACAAACCAUCAUAUACAGUGGUACCUCAGGUUAAGAACUUAAUUCAUUCUGGAGGUCCGUUCUUAACCUGAAACUGUUCUUAACCUUAAGCACCACUUUAGCUAAUGGGGCCUCCCACUGCUGCCACGCCGCUGCUGCACGAUUUCUGUUCUCAUCCUGAAGCAAAGUUCUUAACCCAAGGUACUAUUUCUGGGUUAGCGGAGUCUGUAACCUGAAGCGUCUGUAACCUAAAGCGUCUGUAACCCGAGGUACCACUGUAUUACACUUGCACUGGGCUUCAGAGUUUCAAAUUCACAAUUUCUGUUUUCCAAAAAUUCUGAAUAAACUGGCUACAGUGGUACCUCAGAUUACAGAUGCUUCAGGUUACAGACUCCGCUAACCCAGAAAUAGUACCUCAGGUUAAGAACUUUGCUUCAGGAUGAGAACAGAAAUUGUGCUCCAGUGGCGCCGUGGCAGCAGGAGGCCCCAUUAGCAAAAGUGGUGCUUUUUAAGAACAGUUUCAGGUUAAGAACGAACCUCCGGAACAAAUUAAGUUCAUAACCAGAGGUACCACUGUAGUACUAUUCAGCAUGUUAAAAAUUGAUGUUUUCCUUUUACACUAAAUAUAUGCCAAUGAAGCUCAGUAUUGUUUGACUGGCAGCAUUUCUCCAGGGUCUCAGGCAGAAGUUUUGCUCAUCACCUACCUGAUCAUUUGAACUGGAGAUAGUGGGAAUUAAACCUGGGGUGUUCAACAGGCAAAACAUGAUGUCUGUGGUCUACCGCUGGGCUCUGCUCCCACCCACAGGUUAAGUGGCCUCUGCAGGAGCUGAGAUACUGAUUGAUGCAGUGAACCCACUGAUACGUUCAGGCCCUACACUUUCUCAGGUAUGCCUGCAUAGAGGUGAGGUCUUUUCUAGUGGGAAGUCACAUCCAGAAUUUGAACCUAGGCUCACAUACAUGUGACACCUGAGCUGUUCCAGUAGUGGAAAUAUUGCAGACAUUGAAAGGAAGAAGUAAGGAGUAUGUCUUAGGAGCUAGGGGCUGUCCCUUGAUUCUAUGUCCAUUUUUAACCCUGCAGGUGAAUGCAACACAGGAGAAGAACUGGGUCUAUAUUAUCUCUGAUGCAAUCAGGCUUGCAAUGGUGUGGAAAUACGGUGGGACUUAUAUGGACACAGAUGUCAUUUCCAUCCAACCCAUCCCAGUGACCAACUUCUUGGCAGCCCAGUCUUCCCAGUUCUCCAGCAAUGGGAUCCUUGGUUUUCAGCGUCAUCACUGGUUCCUCUGGGACUGCAUGGUAGAUUUUGUUCAGCACUACAAUGGAGCCAUCUGGGGACAUCAGGGACCUCACUUAAUCACAAGGAUGCUAAAGAAGCUGUGUAACCUCACAGAUUUCAAUAAUGUGGAGGAUCAGACAUGUCACAACAUUUCCUUCUUGCACCCCCAGCGCUUCUAUCCCAUCCCCUACACACUGUGGCAUAAGUACUAUGAAGUGUGGGAUUCAAAGCCAGACUUCAAUGAGUCCUACGCUUUGCACCUGUGGAACUUCAUGAACAGGAAAGAGAAGAGAAAUGUGACCAUUGGGAGCAAUUUCCUGGUGGAAAACCUGUUCAGAACACAUUGCCCUACUACUUACCAGAGUCUUAUUCAAGCUGCACAAAGAAGCAAACAGAUGUCUCAAAAUAAAACUAGCCCAUUGUGGUAAAGCAAAAGGAGGAUAUGUUACCAUAUGCAAUACUUAUCCUAUUAGGCGUAUAAUUUAGGAACCUCGGGCUCCCAAGCAGAUCACCUUCCACUUCAAGAUGAUUUUUAAUAUUCUCAGGGGGGAUGGAAAUCAGAGAAUUGCAGACUUGGAAAGGGCCCUGAAUGAAAAGCAUCUCAAAGAAUUUCAUCUAAAGCAUCCCUGACAAAUGGCCAUCCAACCUCUGCUUAUAAACCUACAAAGAAGUAGCGUUCACCACUCUCUGAGGCAGGGGAGUACGAAAUAGGGGGUGGAGGGGGC
This is a messenger RNA of Podarcis lilfordi (Lilford's wall lizard), 3205 nucleotides long. Lineage: Eukaryota; Metazoa; Chordata; Lepidosauria; Squamata; Lacertidae. The record is from the annotation of a GenBank genome assembly.